CAUCAGCAUUUCCCCACCAGUAGCCACCGCGGAGCAGCCCACCCACCACCACACAACAGCCAGCCGCUGCCGCCCUCGGUGCCCCCGGCGGCCAUGGCGAUGGAGUCCCUGGGCGUGCUGCUGCUGCACCCCAUGAACGCCUACCUGGAGCAGGAGCUCGACCGCCGCUUCCGCCUCUUCCGCUUCUGGGACUCCCCUCCCGACGGCCGCGCCGAGUUCCUCCGCGCCAACGCCUCCGCCAUCCGCGCCGUCGUCGGCAACGCCGGCUACAACGCCGACGCCGCGCUCAUCGACGCGCUGCCGUCGCUCGAGAUCGUCGCCUCCUUCUCUGUGGGGAUCGACCGCGUCGACCUCCCCAAGUGCCGCGAGCGCGGGAUCCGCGUCACCAACACCCCCGACGUCCUCACCGACGACGUCGCCGACCUCGCCGUCGGCCUCGCCAUCGCCGCGCUGAGGAAGAUCCCGCAGGCCGACCGCUACGUGCGCGCCGGCCUGUGGAAGGCCAAGGGGGACUACACACUCACCGCGCGGUUCAGUGGUAAAAGAGUUGCCAUUCUUGGGCUUGGCAGGAUAGGCUUAGCCAUAGCAAAAAGAGCUGAAGCAUUUGGUUGCUCAAUCAGUUAUCAUUCAAGAUCAGAGAAGCCAUUUCCAAACUACAAGUUCUUUACAAAUGUUGUAGACCUGGCAGCCAAUUGUGACGUGCUUAUUGUAGCAUGUUCGCUCAAUGCCGAGACCCAUCACAUUGUUAAUCGUAAGGUCGUGGAUGCACUAGGACGAGAUGGUGUGCUCAUAAACAUUGGGCGUGGAGCACAUGUGGAUGAACCUGAGCUUGUGUCUGCUCUUCUUGAGAAACGCCUUGGAGCAGCAGGCCUUGAUGUGUUUGAGCAUGAGCCCUUUGUUCCAGAGCAACUUUUCAGCUUAGAUAAUGUUGUUUUGGUCCCUCAUGUAGGAAGUGAUACAGAAGAAACAUGCAAGGCAAUGGCUGAUCUGGUUCUCAAGAAUUUAGAGGCACAUGCUCUUAAUAAGCCCUUACUCACCCCAGUCAUCUGAUUGUUACUGGGAUGCCCAGAUGUUAGCAGUUUGUAAUCCAAACUCUUGAGUUUUUUUUUUAUGUCUAGUUUAAUUAUCUGGCGGGUUAUUGUUUUUGAAAGACAUCAAUGUUUGGCUGUUAUGCAAUCAACAACCAUCAUAAAUAAGAUUACCAGUUUCUAAA
Molecule: messenger RNA, 1213 nt
Organism: Triticum dicoccoides
Lineage: Eukaryota; Viridiplantae; Streptophyta; Magnoliopsida; Poales; Poaceae
Product: glyoxylate/hydroxypyruvate/pyruvate reductase 2KGR-like
Exons: 2
Coding region: 94-1050 (318 amino acids)
Cellular component (GO): cytosol
Molecular function (GO): glyoxylate reductase (NADPH) activity; NAD binding; hydroxypyruvate reductase [NAD(P)H] activity
Source: RefSeq, a predicted model, not a curated record